Molecule: messenger RNA, 1032 nt
Organism: Cladocopium goreaui
Lineage: Eukaryota; Dinophyceae; Suessiales; Symbiodiniaceae
Source: the annotation of a GenBank genome assembly
AUGACCAGUGAAUUGGCAGAGUUUUUCGCGACCCUGCUGCGGAUUGCGAAGUUUAUCUUGGAUGUGACUCUAACGCUGAUUUGCAGCGCUCUUCUGCUGCUGGCAUCAGUGCUGCCCUGGCGCCUUCCCUUCAUCGUGCUAGAACUGGUGGAGACCUGUAGUAGCCUCACCUUCCAAAAAUUUCAGAAGCAGGCGGCUCGGCAGUUCCUGUUCUCCCUGGGAGAUGUCGUGAUCUUUGCAUUGGUCCUAGCCUCCCUUUUCUGGCCCCCUCGAUGGCCUGGGUUACUGCAUACCUUGAAACUGGCCGCCAAGCCACCUCGAGAUGAAGAUGACGAUAGUCACAGCGGCUACAACUUGGAAACACGCUUUGAGUGGAUCAUGAACGCCUUUGAAAGUUAUGCAGACAUCCUGCUGUUUCCCUUGGUACUAGUGCUCCUGCUAGCGCCGUGGCGAUGGCUUUUGCGGGGUCUGAAGCUUCAGAAUUUCCAGAAAUCUAUGGAGCGCGCGAAGAGAUCUGAUCGGCCCUGCGCAAGGAUGUCUGCCUUUCGAAAUUGGGCUGCCUGGGAGGGCAUCAAUGCCAUCAUGGACCUGCCAUUUGUCGUCUUGGGCCUUGCGUCUGCUGUGAUUCCGACACGAAUCAAGGCGUUUAUUUCUGUGCUACUUCGAAUCGACCUGGAAGACGACCUUGAAGAUUGUGAAGCCAGGGUGUAUUUGGCCAUGCUCCCCAUUUUGUCCAUUUGCGACAUGCUGGCGGCUGCUUUGGCAUUCCUAGCCAUCGUCAAUCCCUUGCGCUGCGGAGCAUUUCUGCGGCUGAUGUCAGCAAAGUGGAACGACAAGUUAGAGACCACAUGUAAUCUUUCGCCGGAUUUUCAGAAAGUGGUUCUAUGGAAUGCCCGCCUGCGCUCCAUUGCGAUACGUUCAGGUUUAGCGUCAUUGCUGGAUUUGUUGCUUCUUCCAUUGGGCCUGAUGGUUUGCAUCACCCUGUACAGAGCAACUGCGGCUUGUGGGGGGGGUUGGAUCGCUGUGCGAUGA